This is a messenger RNA of Dimorphilus gyrociliatus, 2877 nucleotides long. NCBI's taxonomy places the organism in Eukaryota, Metazoa, Annelida, Polychaeta, Dinophilidae. The record is from the annotation of a GenBank genome assembly.
AAAAAUACGAAAAAACUUUACAAAAAUAUUAUCUUAUUUAAGCGAAAAAGGAAGAUACUACAAAAAAUACUCAGAUUACAUUUUUUCUGUAUUACUCUAAACUAUAAAAUAUAUAAAAUCGAUUUGUAGAUUUCCUAUAGGAAUCCCAGGAGAGAUUGGAAGGGUCUUAAAAUAUUACGAAACACUUACUAGAAACGAUUUCACUUUGGAAAAAAUCUCAAGAACUAAGAGACAAACUGAAUCUCCCACAUUUUCCCAAAAAUUAAAUAUAAGACUGUUUGGAAAAAACCUUCAGUUACAUGUAAAUCCUGAGAAAAAUGUUAUGAGUAAAGAUUUUCAAAGUUUUGUUAAAAGCACGAAACAUUUUGAAGAAAAGUACAUUGAGCAUCCAAAGUUUUAUAAAGGAUAUGUAAAAGGCUUAAAGAAAAGCACAGUUAGAAUUCACUUUAUAGCUAACGAUGUAUUUGCAGCAAUUGACUUACCAGAAGAGCACAUCUUUAUUGAGGUGAUAAUCUUUAAACAAAAAAUAUAUAUCAUAAAUUUUAUAUAUAUAGCCUUCUUGGAAGUUCUUGCCCUUAUCAUCAAAUUAUUCCUUAAUUGCAUAUAGAACAUCACAGUUAUCGUCAACUGAUAGGUACUGUAGUAUACUUUUUAUAAUGCUUUUUAGAUAGUUUUCUCUAUUUAAAUUAAGACUCAAAUGUGGAUUUGUGGAUCCGAAUUUAGCUGAAGAGCCGAAAAAUCAACACGGUAUUUUUUUUCUUUAAAACACUUUAGUUAGUCAUAGAUUAAGUUUGUGUCCUAAUACUUAGUCCAAACUCAUCGAGCGAAAAGAAAUACAAUUGCAAAUCGGGUUUGUAAGCUGCUUUUAGUCGCUGAUUACAAAUAUUUCGUAGAGGUUGGGAAAAAAUCCUUUUCCGAAACAGUCAAUAAUAUGAUAUCUAAAAUAACUGAGGUAGACGCAAUUUAUCGUGCAACAGAUUUUAGGAAUGGAUAUAAGAAUAUCGGUUUUGAAAUUCAAACGGUUGUAGUUCAUGAUGAGUUCACAAAAAAUUCUGGAGAAAAUCAUUAUAAUAAGGACAAAUCAAAUUGGACUGCAAAAGAAUUACUGAGAGCAUUCGGAUCGGAUAAAAGUUUAAAACAUGAAAAUUAUUGCGCUGCACAUCUUUUUACAGCGACAAAAUUUUCAGAUGGUAUUCAAGGUGUUGCAUGGAUAGCAAAAUCUGGCGCAGUUGGCGGAAUUUGUGCUCCAGGAAGUGGUAGUACUAAAUAUAAUACGGGUUGGUCAACAGCAAUAGAUAAAUAUGGUAAUAGAAUAUUAACUUUCGAAAGUAUUCUAGUUGCAGCACAUGAAUUAGGGCACAAUUUCGGAAGCCAACAUGAUCCUCCAUCAUGUGCCACUGAUAAGAAUAAUUUAUUUUUAAUGUACACUUACGCAGUGUCAGGUAAACAAUCAAAUAAUCAAAAAUUUUCUCAAUGUAGUAUUGAUCACAUAUCAAAAGUUUUAAACAGCAGAGGCAGUUCUUGUUUAAAGGAACCAUCAACUUCCUUUUGUGGUAAUUACAAAAAAGAGGAUGGUGAGGAUUGUGAUGUUGGAAAUGUUGCCGAUGAUAAAUGUUGCACUACUAAUUGUAAAUUUAAAACAAAUGCUGUAUGCAGCGAUAGAAAUUCUCCUUGUUGUUUUGAAUGUACUUAUGCUAAUUCGUCAGUAAAAUGUUUGGAUCAGUCCAAUGUACUUAAUUGUAAAAAAAAUUCAUUCUGUACUGGUAAAUCACCAGAAUGCCCUGACCCAAAAUUUGAAGUUGACGGAUCAUCCUGUAUCGAUAGUGGAAAAUGUAAAAAGGGCUCUUGUCAACCAUUCUGUGAAAGUUUGAACAAAAAUAGUGCUUCUUGCCUAUGUGCUAAUGAAAAUUCUUGUUCUAUAUGCUGUAGCGUAAAUAACGGUACAUGUGAAGUGCACAGAGAAAAUGGGAAAAAAUUAUUACUAUCUGAUGGCAGGCCAUGCUUUGAAGGGAUUUGUGAGAAAGGAAUAUGUCAAAAAACUAAACCUGUUGUAAAUAAGCUUUGGGAUAUUUUGAAAAAAUUAAGCGUUAAUGAUAUAAUUGAAUUUUUUAAGAAAAAUUUGGUUCUCAUGGUUAUAAUAUUUUUCUCUGUAAUUUAUAUACCAAUCACAAUUAUCAUAUCGUGUAUCGAUUAUAAGAGAAAAGAAGAUGAGAAAUCACAUAGACGAUGGAAAUAUGAAAUGCCGAACCAGAUAUUUUUAAGCAAUAGUGAUAAGUUAACUAUAAAGGCUACACGAAGUAAAAGAAGAGAUAACUAUAUGGUUAAGAAAGAUGAAGAAAAUCAAAAAAUUAAGAAAGAAAAAGUGUCAAAACAGAGAAAUAAAGUUCAUCCGUCAAACACAAAUUAUAAUAUAUAACUAUGUUUGUUAGACAUAUAUUUCCAAAUUAAGAGACAUUUUUUUUCUACAAUAAUGAAACAUAAUAGUAAAAAAGACAUCAUAAAUACACAAUUUUCUUUAAUACUCCAAGAAAUUACGUUGAAGAUUUUUGUGGUUUCAAAGUGCUGAAAAUUGUAAUUCUGCACGCUGUUCUUUAUAGGAAUUUAUAAAAAAAAUAGCAUUCGACUUUCCUCAAUUCUUUCACAGAAAUCUAAAAAGUUUUUAGUGGAAAGCCAAUUUUCAGUUAGUCUACGAAAGGUACUCUUCUUAUCCUCGUAAUUAUAUUGAUUUAUCAAGCUUCUUCUAUUUAAAAAAAACUAUUCCUAUAAUUAAACUGGCUCCAGAAAGUAGCCUGAUUUUUCUUUACUACAAAAAAUAAAUACCAUGUUACUUAAAGAAAUGAUGCAAAUGAAUUUUUUUUUUUCAUAGUCACGGAUAUA